Prunus armeniaca (apricot) is the source of this 627-nucleotide messenger RNA. Lineage: Eukaryota; Viridiplantae; Streptophyta; Magnoliopsida; Rosales; Rosaceae. The record is from the annotation of a GenBank genome assembly.
AUGGAUGAUAUUUUUUCUAGUGGAGGGAGACCAAAACGUAAAGCUCAACCCAUCACAAACUUACAUCAUUAUCGUGUUGAUUUAUUCGUUGAUGUCAUUGAUAUUCAGCUCCAAGAGUUAAAUGAUCGGUUCAAUGAGAAGAAUAUUGAAUUACUUCUUUGUAUGGCAUGCUUGAGUCCAAGUAAUUCAUUCUCUGCUUUUGAUAAAGCAAAGUUGAUGCGACUUUCCCAAUUUUAUCCAAGUGAUUUUUCUGAGCAUGACCUCAAAUUACUUGAAGAACAACUUGAGAAUUACAUUUCAGACGUGAGCUCUAACGAUGAAUUUAUAGAAUUGAAAGGGAUUACUAAUCUUGCGCAAAAGAUGGUUGAGACAAAAAAAGAUCAGAUCUACCCUUUAGUGUACUUGCUUCUGACACUAGCACUAAUCCUACCUGUUGCGACCGCAAGUGUAGAGCGAGUAUUUUCUGCUAUGAAUAUUGUGAAGAAUCGGUUACGCAAUCGAAUAGGGGAUUUGUGGAUGAAUGAUUGUUUGGUUGCAUAUAUUGAGAAAGACAUUUUUAAUAGUAUAGAUGACGAGGUUGUUAUGCAACGAUUUCAAAAUAUGAAAACUCGUCGAGGACAAUUAUGA